Messenger RNA from Closterium sp. NIES-67, 598 nucleotides. NCBI's taxonomy places the organism in Eukaryota, Viridiplantae, Streptophyta, Zygnematophyceae, Desmidiales, Closteriaceae. The record is from the annotation of a GenBank genome assembly.
UCCAAACCGAAAUGAACCACAUUCUACGCCCACUUUUGGAUGAGUGUGUGUUGGUGUAUCUUGACGACAUUCUCAUCUACACGCGUGAUAUGAAGCAGCACGUCGAACAACUGCGACGCGUCUUCGACAUUCUUCGAUGGGAAUGCUUCUACAUAAAAUUAUCCAAGAGCGAAUUCACCCUCAAGAAGGUCCAAUUUCUAGGACACAUGGUGAGCGCUCAAGGAGUCCACGGCGACCCCAAGAAGAUCGAAGUCGUACGCACGUGGAAGACACCCGAGAACGUGAAGGAGUUGCAGCAGUUCCUAGGCUUCGCUAACAAUUACAACAGAUUCGUGCCACAGUACGCACAAAUUGCCGCACCACUCACGAAUCUGAUGAAGAACAUGCCCUAUCAAUGGGAAUCAAAACAUCAGGAAGCAAUGGAGCAGCUAAAACAGGCACAUACAUCCGCACCUGUACUCAUUUUGCCAGACCCUGAACGCGACUACAACAUCGAAGCUGACGCCAAUGACCAGGCAGUGGGAGCAGUCUUGAUGCAAGACCAGGGGAAUGGACUACAACCAAUCGCCUAACCCAGCAAGAAACUGCACUGGGCAGA